AUGGAGAAGUCGCAGCGCUUCCGCAUCGAGGCGCUGCUGGCCGCCGAGCCCCCCAAGGCGCAGGCCGCCCCCCUGGCCCUGGUCGCCUCCGCGGGGCCGGCCGGCCGCGGGACCCCCGCCUCCAGCCCCUCCGGCCUGGGGGGCAAGGCGGCCUUCCUGGGGGGCGGCGGCGGCGGCGGCGGCGGGCCCCAGCCCCCCUCGGCGCUGGGCCUCCACCCGGCCGGCCCGCCGCCCGCCGCCCUCUACGGCCACCCGGUGUACGGCUACCCGGCCGCCGCCGCCGCCCUGGCCUACCCCUACGCCCAGCCGCCCGCCGAGCCCCUCAAGCUGGGCGCCGCCGCCACCUUCCAGCUGGACCAGUGGCUGCGCGCCUCCACCGCCGGCAUGAUCCUGCCCAAGAUGCCCGACUUCGGCGCGCAAGCACAGUCCAACUUACUGGGCAAGUGCCGCCGUCCACGCACCGCCUUCACCAGCCAGCAGCUGCUGGAGCUGGAGCACCAGUUCAAGCUGAACAAGUACCUGUCACGGCCGAAGCGCUUUGAGGUGGCCACGUCGCUCAUGCUCACCGAGACUCAGGUGAAAAUCUGGUUCCAGAACCGGCGCAUGAAGUGGAAACGGAGCAAGAAGGCCAAGGAGCAGGCGGCGCAGGAGGCGGAGAAGCAGAAAGGAGGUGGCGGACUGGGGGAGGACAAGGCAGGGGACGAGUUGCCCCCAGGCGGGGCAGAGAAGAGCACCGGAGGCCGCCGGUUGCGGGAGCUCAGGGACAGUGACCUGGAGGAGGAGGAGGACGACGAUGAAGAGGAAGAGGACAGGCCUGGACACUGCUGCCCCUACGGCUCUCCGGAUUGUUCCGAUGGGGACGAGGACGGGAGGCAGCCCCGUAGCAGGCAUGGGGGGCCACUGCCCCCAGCCCCAGCUCCCUAA
Molecule: messenger RNA, 924 nt
Organism: Euleptes europaea (tarantolino)
Lineage: Eukaryota; Metazoa; Chordata; Lepidosauria; Squamata; Sphaerodactylidae
Gene: MNX1
Product: motor neuron and pancreas homeobox 1
Exons: 3
Coding region: 1-924 (307 amino acids)
Biological process (GO): spinal cord motor neuron cell fate specification; central nervous system development; regulation of DNA-templated transcription
Cellular component (GO): nucleus
Molecular function (GO): DNA-binding transcription factor activity, RNA polymerase II-specific; sequence-specific double-stranded DNA binding
Source: RefSeq, a predicted model, not a curated record